Molecule: messenger RNA, 1646 nt
Organism: Tarenaya hassleriana
Lineage: Eukaryota; Viridiplantae; Streptophyta; Magnoliopsida; Brassicales; Cleomaceae
Product: CCR4-NOT transcription complex subunit 3-like
Exons: 10
Biological process (GO): nuclear-transcribed mRNA poly(A) tail shortening; regulation of DNA-templated transcription
Cellular component (GO): nucleus; CCR4-NOT core complex; P-body
Source: RefSeq, a predicted model, not a curated record
CAGAAAAAAAAAAUAUCGAAGUCCCGAUUGUCUGUAUGAACAAAUCAAGAUUCAAGACCAUCGCUCUCGUCAUUCUCACACUUGAAACACGAAGAAGUCCUGUGUGAUUCUCAUACUAGCUUCUCGAAGGUUCUUCCGCCAUGGGAGCUACCAGAAAGCUUCAAGGAGAGAUCGAUCGCGUCCUCAAGAAGGUUCAGGAAGGCGUCGAGGUCUUCGAUAGCAUCUGGAACAAGGUUUACGACACAGAUAAUGCUAACCAAAAGGAGAAGUUUGAGGCGGAUUUGAAGAAGGAGAUCAAGAAAUUGCAGAGGUAUAGAGAUCAGAUCAAAACAUGGAUUCAGUCAAGCGAGAUCAAGGAUAAAAAGGUCAGUGCUUCCUAUGAGCAGGCCCUGGUGGAUGCCCGCAAACUUAUUGAGCGCGAAAUGGAAAGGUUUAAAAUAUGCGAGAAAGAAACUAAGACAAAGGCAUUCUCUAAAGAGGGUUUGGGUCAGCAACCAAAAACGGAUCCAAAGGAGAAGGCAAAGUCCGAGACAAGAGAAUGGUUAAACUCUGUGGUUGGGGAGUUGGAGCAACAGAUUGAUAGUUUUGAAGCAGAACUUGAAGGACUGACUGUUAAGAAAGGGAAGACAAGACCUCCUAGAUUGACACAUUUGGAGACAUCCAUAACUAGACACAAGGCUCAUAUAAUGAAGCUAGAGUUGAUCUUGAGGCUUCUCGAUAACGACGAGUUGAGUCCCGAACAAGUUAAUGAUAUCAAAGAUUUUUUGGACGACUAUGUGGAGCGCAAUCAGGAUGAUUUUGAUGAAUUUAGCGAUGUUGAUGAGCUAUACAGCUCAUUGCCGUUAGACAAGGUGGAAUCUCUUGAAGAUUUGGUGACCACUGGCCCUCUUGUCAAGGGUACACCAAUUAGCUCGAAGAAUUCUUUGGCAGCAUCAGCUUCUAUUACACCUAGCACUGUUACCUCUACCCGACUGCAGAGUACGUUCCUGGAGCAGACUGAAGAUAAAGCUUCGACUGUUAAUUCUGACUCAAUUCCAAAAACUCCUCUGUCCAAAAUUAGUACAGCAGCAGCUUCACAAGCUAAUGAGGCUCAGGCCACUCCUAUAUCUGUUAAUGUUCCUUCUCAAAGUCUGACUGUGACAACAAAAUUUACGGAGAACUCUGUAAAUUCCCUUUCUCCUGUAAGCCCAUCAAUAGCUAAGGGAGAAGAUGUGGCCAGCUUGCCUGGUAGGAGAUUAUCCCCAUCCCUUGUGAGAAACAGUAUCUCCAUCCAAUCGCCUUCACCAAUCCCUCUAUCUCCAGGUGGAGGUCCUAGUGGUGGAGCUCAUAGUGGAGUUCCAUUGGCCUCUGAAACCGCUAAAAGAAAUACUUUAGAAAUUGACAGCAGACUUGGUAAUAAUACCUCAGGACAACCACCAAUGUCACCACUAAGUAACAGAAUGAUGUUGCCUCAUGCCGCCAAAAGCAAUGACGUAACCAGCGUGAUUGAUGUUAAUCAGAGCGAGGCUAGUGUUAUAGCCGGAAGAGCCUUUUCACCUUCCACGAUAUCUGGGAUGCAGUGGAGACCUGGGAGUCCCUUCCAAAAUCAGAGCGAAACUGGCCAGUUCCCUGGAAGGCCUGAAAUAGUACCUGAUCAGAAGGAGAUA